This is a messenger RNA of Desarmillaria tabescens, 1749 nucleotides long. RefSeq names its product mRNA capping enzyme, catalytic domain-containing protein. The coding region runs from base 108 to 1373 and encodes 421 amino acids. Gene Ontology annotation, molecular function: mRNA guanylyltransferase activity; ATP binding; DNA ligase (ATP) activity. The record is from RefSeq and is a predicted model, not a curated record. The transcript has 11 exons. Gene Ontology annotation, cellular component: mRNA capping enzyme complex. Gene Ontology annotation, biological process: DNA recombination; 7-methylguanosine mRNA capping; DNA repair. NCBI's taxonomy places the organism in Eukaryota, Fungi, Basidiomycota, Agaricomycetes, Agaricales, Physalacriaceae.
UGCUGUCGUUGUCGAACUGUAUUUUUUCUCCAAAAGCACUUUAUAAUCUUCCUAAGUGCUCGCAGUGCAGUUUACUGUUCAACCAGCGACUGUCGGGGACGAAUUGGAUGCCUACUGUUCCCGACCUCCCUGGCACGCUUGUGCCCCCUGAUCAAGAAAAUUGGCUCAAAUCGAACGUCGCGCGGCUCUGUCAUGUCGACCACCAGAGAUUCCCCGGAAGCCAGCCAGUAAGUUUUGGCACGAAUGACCUCGACAAGUUGGAGCAACAAGAUUUCUGGGUCUGCGAAAAGUCGGAUGGGAUUCGCGUUUUGCUCUUUGUCUUCACGGACAACAACACCAAGGACCAGAUGGUCUACCUUAUUGACCGCCACAAUGCGUAUCGCGAAUUAGCAGGACUAUACUUCCCUCACCACGAGAACCCUUUGUAUCCACUGCGAAGUACCAUCGUCGACGGCGAACUUGUCAUUGACGUUGACCCAAGAACCAAACACGAGACACUGCGAUUCCUCGCCUUCGACUGCCUCGUUGUUGACGAUCAAAAUGUUAUGUCAAGACCUUUAGACAAGCGUUAUGGGAGGCUUAACGAGUGGUUUCACAAGCCGUAUGCAAGGAUGAUGCGAGACCAUCCACAUAUGGCGAAUACGCAACCGUUCGAUAUCAAGGUCAAGCAGAUCAAGUCAUCCUACAACGUAGAGCAGGUCUUCAACGUCGACAUCCCAGCUCUGCAACACGGGAAUGAUGGCCUCAUUUAUACCUGUGUCAACACCCCAUAUUCACCUGGUACAGAUCCGAAUAUCAUGAAAUGGAAACCCGCAUCGGAAAACUCCAUCGACUUCAAGUUAGUUCUUCGCUUCCCACCUCUGGCGUCGAAUCCUACCGUGCCGGACUUUCACGCCAAGCCAGUAUUUUUACUACAAGUCUGGUGCGGCGAUGAACGCGGGGUGGCGAAGUAUGAACAGUACGAUGAUCUAUACGUCUCUGAUGAAGAGUGGGAGCAGAUGAAGUCGUCAGGCGAACAAUAUGACGAUCGUAUCAUCGAAGUCCACUGGGACCCCGCAGCAUCACAUUGGCGCAUGAUGAGAUUCAGAGAUGAUAAGCCAAAUGGUAAUCAUCGGAGCGUCGUGGAGAAAAUCAUACAAAGUAUAGCUGAUGGAGUCGAAAAGGAUGCUCUGUUGGCGCGUUCCAACGCGAUACGGAAUGCAUGGAAAGCACGGCAAGGCCAACCAGCUGCUAAUAGGCCGGCAGCAGUUCAGCCACCCAAACCGGUUCCACGACCCCCUCCGCUAGAAGUCGAGCGACGAUACGGGCCAAUCGCGUCGUCUCCUUGGAGCAAAGUCUCAGGUCCUGAGACCAUAGCCGGCAUGAAACGAUGAUCACAACUUUACCCUGGGUUUUCGAACACUUCGUAUGGAUCGCGAUCCGCCACCACAAGGAAUCCCGUCUCAUUUCUAGCUAGUGGAGCUUGUCAUCUGGAUGUCGUUGAAUGUCUUUUGGUCCAGAUUGUUGCGUUGGGAUGGUUCCUUGCAUCAGACCAUCAGGUUGCUGGCAUAGGGUGUCCCUUUUCCUAUCAUCGGGCUUGAUGAAGGUGUUCUUUUCAACUGGCGCGUCAUUCAGUGGCCGCAGCUGAUCAAACUUGGAGGGUUCCGAUUUUAUUGGUGGUUGCGUGGGAGCUUUUCUCCGAUAUCACCAUAGGGUAUGGGUUUAUUUGGAUUUGGAUUUGUAGAUUUUUGAUCUCAAUGGAAGAAGCCA